AUGCAGAUUACCGCUGUUCUCGUCGCCGUCCUGGCCACCGCCGUCCUGGCCAAGCCCGCCCGGCCCGGUGUCCCCGUCCCCGUCGUCGACAAGACCCGCCGCGACGCUACCGUGGCCGCUCCCCCCGUUCCCUCUGGCGGCCCGUACGCAGCCUGCACCGGUCUUCUCUACUCCUCGCUCCAGUGCUGCGCCACCGACGUCCUCGGAGUCGCUGACCUUGACUGCGGCACUCCCUCCGCCGUCCCUACCAGCCCCGAAAACUUCGAGGCCAUCUGCGCCGCCGGUGGCCAGAUCGCUCGCUGCUGCAUCCUGCCCGUUCUCGGCCAGUCCGUCCUCUGCGAGACUCCCGUCGGUCUCUAA
Molecule: messenger RNA, 360 nt
Organism: Anthostomella pinea
Lineage: Eukaryota; Fungi; Ascomycota; Sordariomycetes; Xylariales; Xylariaceae
Source: the annotation of a GenBank genome assembly